AUGUUUCUUACAGGAACGAAUGAUUUUAUCGGAACGAUCGGCUUCAACGAGCAGGAAGAAGCAUGGGGCGUUAUCAUUUCCGGUUCUGUCAAUCGUCUGAGACCUUCGGUAGUGUUGGGUUUCCAUAUCCAUUCGCUACCCAUUGGAGACAAUCAUAAUUGUUCAGCUGGUGGUGCCCAUUUCAACCCCUAUAAUGUGUCUCAUGGAAUGCCGAGAGAUUCAGAGCGACAUGUGGGUGAUCUAGGCAACAUUGAAACAAAUGCUGAUGGCAGAGCCUAUAUUGCAUUGCGUGACAAUGUCAUUUCGAUCGGAUUCGAUAAGACACGAAAUGUUGUUGGUUUACCUAUCAUGAUCCACAAUCUGACUGAUGACGGAGGUCAUACGGGAAAGGGUGAAAGCAACACCACUGGAAAUGCCGGUGCUCGCAUAGCAUGUGGAACAAUCCUUUUUGGUUGA
This is a messenger RNA of Rotaria sp. Silwood1, 456 nucleotides long. The record is from the annotation of a GenBank genome assembly. Lineage: Eukaryota; Metazoa; Rotifera; Eurotatoria; Philodinida; Philodinidae.